UGUAAAGUUCACUCUGAGUUUAAACACACCUGUGCAGGAAAAGUUUGUUUAGCAUGACUGGACCUUGUUAUAUAAAUUUAAAUGUUAUGUCAUGUGUAGUUCUAUAAUUUGACUUGUGUUAACGAAGUCAGUAGAAUAUAAAAUAGUUAUCAAAGGUACCAGAAAACCUCGAAAAGCUGAUCUAAAAACGUGCACCCUGAUAACUGGGAAGAGUAUAAACUGGUAUAAAAUGGACUGGAAAGAUUGCUGGGAAAAGGGCAAUAUGCCCUGGCAUAUAGAAGAUGUACAUCCAAAAUUUCUAUUACAUGUAGACAAGAUUACGGAAAAGAAGAAUAACGCUAAAAUAUUUUUUCCUUUAUGCGGCAAGGCUGUUGAAAUGUUUUAUCUAGCAAAGAAGGGCCACACUAUCGUAGGCGUUGAAUACAUGGAAAUAGCUGUCAAGCAGUUCUUUGAUGAAAAUAAGCUUUCAUAUGAAACAAAACCUGUACCGGAAAUAGAUGGCGAUGUGUAUGAAAACGAGGCAAACAAUAUAAAGAUUUAUUGUGGAGAUUACUUCAAAUUUAGUCAAACAUUAGAAACCAAUUUUGAUGGUGUUUGGGACCGCGGAGCUCUUGAAGCUGUACUUAUCGACCAGCGAGGGAAAUAUACAGACGUGAUGAAAGCUGUCAUGAAACGAGGAGCUCCAUGUGUUACAGAAGUCCCCGACCGACCGGAAGGAGAAGGACCGCCAUUUAAUCUAAAUCCCGAUGAAAUAACCCAUCUCUACGACUUAAAAACACCUCCAGAAAAAGUUGAUUACGAUCCAGCUAGCGAAAGUCUAAAAUCAAUGAAUGUAGAUGGAAUGUUUUAUUAUUAUUACAAAAUAAAUUCAUGAUAAAAAAAUAUGAUCAUAUUUUA
This is a messenger RNA of Mytilus trossulus (common blue mussel), 897 nucleotides long. RefSeq names its product thiopurine S-methyltransferase-like. Lineage: Eukaryota; Metazoa; Mollusca; Bivalvia; Mytilida; Mytilidae. Bases 230 to 874 code for a protein of 214 amino acids. The record is from RefSeq and is a predicted model, not a curated record. The transcript is spliced from 2 exons. Gene Ontology annotation, molecular function: thiopurine S-methyltransferase activity.